AUGGCUUAUAUUUCCAAGAAGUUAGCCAGACUCUAUAUCUGUGAUAUUGUUAGAUUGCAUGGAGUUCCUAUUUCUAUCAUAUUAGAUAGAGUUAGAGCAAACAAUUCUAGUGCUAGAAGAUAUGUUUCGUGCGUGAUAGAUUUUGGUGGUCAUUGGGAUCAGUUCUUACCCUUGGUAGAGUUCUCGUACAAUAAUAAUUAUCACUCGGGUAUUCAUAUGGCUUCUUUUGAGGCAUUAUAUAGAAGAAGAUGUAGGUCUCCCAUUCGUUGGUUUGAUGCAUUUAAGGUGAGACCUUGGAGUACUGAUCUUUUUAAGGAAUCAUUAGAGAAUGUGAAAUCUAUAUGGGAGAAACUUCUAGCAGCUCAGAGCAGGAAGAAGGAGUAUGUUGAGCGGAAGAUCAGAAACUUGGAAAUUAUGGAGGGAGAUCAAGUAUUGUUGAAGGUUUCACCCAUGAAGAGUGUGAUGAGGUUUGGUACGAGAGGUAAGCAUAUUCUGAGGUAUAUUGGGACCUUUGAAGUUCGUAAGCGUGUGGGAGAGGUGGCCUAUGAAUUGACUUUGCCUCCAGUCUUGUCAAGACUGCACCCAAUGUUUCAUAUGUCUAUGCUGAAGAAAUAUCAUGGUGAUGGGAACUACAUUAUACGCUGGGAUACGGUCCUGCUUGAUGAGAAUUUGUCUUAUAAAGAGGAGCAUGUAGCUAUUCUAGAUAGUGAGGUCCACAAGUUGAGGUCAAAGGAGAUUGCUUAUGGGAAGGUUCAGUAG
Molecule: messenger RNA, 759 nt
Organism: Solanum stenotomum
Lineage: Eukaryota; Viridiplantae; Streptophyta; Magnoliopsida; Solanales; Solanaceae
Exons: 2
Coding region: 1-759 (252 amino acids)
Molecular function (GO): nucleic acid binding
Source: RefSeq, a predicted model, not a curated record